Messenger RNA from Carassius auratus (goldfish), 3034 nucleotides. RefSeq names its product RING finger protein 222. The coding region runs from base 305 to 895 and encodes 196 amino acids. NCBI's taxonomy places the organism in Eukaryota, Metazoa, Chordata, Actinopteri, Cypriniformes, Cyprinidae. The record is from RefSeq and is a predicted model, not a curated record. The transcript has 2 exons.
ACCUUAUCAUGUCCUACUCUUGAAGGCGGCGAACAAGCUCGGUGUCUCCUCUGCGCUCGAGCGGCGGCUGAUAGAAAUGCCAACGCGACUCCACUGAUUUCCCUCUUCAGCUUCCGUUAACUGCCGAUCUGGUUUUUCAACAUUGCUGGCGUGACAGCGGCUGUGGCGUCAUGGCGCCAGCAUGUUAUCUUACGGGAGUAUCAGUUACCUGCGCCAGUGCGCGCGUUCCCGCGGGCUGCUCGCAGUCCAGCAUCUCAAAGCCAGUCGAGGGGAUCCAGGUGGAGUUAUUUAAAACCGGAGAGACAUGGACGAGGAAUCUCAGGACAGCGAGUGUCCGGUGUGUUACGAGAGUCUUUCGGACAGCGCCAGGGCGCUCAGCUGCGGGCAUCACUUCUGUCAUGACUGCUUAGUGCGAACUCUGGUCAACACCAACCUGAACGGAUCCAUUAAACGGGAUACUAUCAUCUGCCCCGUCUGCAGACACCUGACAUUCAUCACAAAGCCCCACGGAUUCACACUCUCAACGGCUGAAGCCAAAAGGAUUGGAAAGACAUUGGAGGUACCAUCUAAACCCACUCCUGUACCUCCUGUUGGGACUGAUACCGGAGGUCUUGGCUGUAUCUGCAGGUGUCUAAGGAGAAUUUCAUGUAGAUUAUGUAGACGAAGACUCAUCUGUCCUAAAGAUGCUUCAGAAGUGUUCAUCAUCAGUGAGUUGGGUCGACCCAUGACAGAGGGUGAUGUUAUUGACAUUGGGACAACUUCAGCCAUGCAGCAGGACUACAGCAGCAAUGGACAGAGACUUUGCACCAUCUCCUGCUGCCUUCUGGUCCUAAUGAUCACUUUCACCUUACUGGCACUGGUGGCUGCCACACUUCCAUGGGUUUUGUUGGCUUAAAGUGUCCAGAACCGUCGCAUUAAGAGUAGUCUAUAACAUUAAUGAAACAAAUGUCUGCAUGUGUUACUGAAAACGAAAUGUGGUUUCACAAGUCAGAAAUUAAUGUUUGGUGAAGAACUGCCUGUUAUUGUGAGAUCUUCUCCAAGGCUUGUUCUGGCAUGUCUCGUGAAUGUCUUGAGGGGAGGAACCUUACAUAACAGUCAGAUAUAUAGUGUUACUUACUUUACAGAUAACAAGUUAUUUGUUCUGGAUCUGAAUGCAAAAAAACUGUUACAGUAGGAAGAUAGAGUUGACUGACGCGCUUCCCUCAUCGAGUUACUGUGACGAGACUGGGUCAUUUAAAAGUGAAGAAGAAAAGAUGAGCCGGUCGUCUGGUUGUCACUUGAUCUUGGAGAAACACAGUGGGAUUCAGUUACAACUACCAUGGACACAAGUUUGAGAAAGGAGGACGGGGAAGGGUGUGAUGAGGAUUUACAUUGAGCUUUCCUCUAUGGCCUGCGCUGACUGAAAGGAAUGAAACACACCCUCACUUGUCCAGAAAUUCUUGUCACACGGGCUAGCGAACUUCUUAAGCUAGUUCCAGCCCUGCAAUGACUAAUUCCUCACAUUCUGUGCAUGUUAACAGUCAUUACUUUAUUGGAGGGUGUUCCUGUGACGUACCUGCACAGCAAUGCUAUCUCAAUGCACUUCAGAAUCAUAUGUGCACGCUUGUAUUAGUUGACCCCAUUGACCGAUUUGUCUUCUCUUCUCGCAGAGAACAGUUACAAUGCUCAGAGGUUGCACUUUCACUGCUCGAGUGAUCUUAAUGGAUUUCUCAGUUUGGAAUAUCAGAUGUUUUUUCUUAAAAGUCUUUCGUGAAAUGCACAGCGAGAUGAACUGUAAAGGAGCCGUCACAUUGACCACUGUUGUGACUUUUCAAAGUUGAAAUCAAGUCAUUUCAAUGGACCCUUUUCACAGGCUGAAGAUGCGUUUCCAUAGUUAUUAACAGCAUGCAUCUAAUUUUUAUUUGUUUAUAUUUUAAUUAAAAAGAACACUGUAUUUUGUGUUAAACUACCUUGCCAUUAAAUUACUGAAAACUAGUUAACGUCGAUGCCUGAGUGUUUCUAAUACAACAACUGAGCGAUCAAAAACUUGAUCACUCUCUCAUCUGCAUAAUCAAUCUCUAUAGUUUUCCUUUUUUGGAAACCACUACUGAAGUUUACCCAACUAUGAUGACUUCCUCUUCUGAGAACCUGAGAAAUGUGAAAAGGGUCCAUAUGAAUCCAUAUGACUGGUAAUUUUGUGUGAGGAUAAAAGUUUCCCUAUGCAAAAGUAUUCCUUAUUGGCAGCACUGACCACCAGAAAGCUGCUUGGUUUAUAAGUGACUUCUGUGUGAGCUUUUUGUCUGCAAAAUUUCAACGGAAUGACGCUCAUGUGACCACACCUUACGAGUAAAAAGUUAUAAAAGGAAUAUGAAUUGCAUAGCCAAGAUCGAGAGAAAAAAACCCCUAAUAAUUCUGAGUUCAUAAUAAAAUAUCUGACUUUUACGUAUACAGUAGACUUUUGCUGACAUACAAUAUAAAUCUAUCAAAUUUCUCUGGAUUAUCGGCCUUUAAUCAACAUCAUUUUUAAGUCAUUUGAGUUUAUACAGCUUUUUUUCUAAAAACAUAACUGAUGAUCAAUAUCCUAUCUUCCCUUACAUGAUUUCAGGAUGUAGACAGUAGUUCAAGGUGAACAACACACAAGAAAACCAAAGCACUUAGACCAGAAGUAUUACAAAUGUAGAGUUUAAUAUAUAUCUAUGUAUUUCUGACAUUCUGAGAAGGACUGCGGCAGGCUUCACCGUACAGACUGUUCUUUGACUCAUAUGCUAAGCUGAGGAGGGUGAUUUACAGGCAGAUCUGUACAGUAGUUCAGUGAGCGGGGGUGAAGAGGGCUGUACAUCAUUGGACAAUGUGCACUGAUCAACUUGUCACCUCUGUUUUCACACAUCCCUGGUUCAUAGCUGACUCCCUUAUCUGGUAAUGUUUUAAUGAACACACAUGUGAUUAUCUAAAGGGAAUAAAUAAUUAAAUGCAUGCUCUGUCACUCCAACUUGCUGGCUUUCACAGGAUGAUGUAAACAGGGAGACCUAAAUGAAUAAAAGUGUAUUGAGAAAAA